GGGCCGGAGUCUCCGCGGGGCGGGGGCCGCGUGCCCGCGGGUGAAGGGCUCGGCGCGCCGGGGCCGCGGGGAGGUGGGGCGCCCGGGGUGCGGUGCGCGAGGCCUGCGGGCUGCGAGCCGGCCCCACGUCGCUGGGGUAUUCGUUCGCCACAUGAGGACACUGAGGCACGGAGAGGCCGACGUCACGCCAGAAGUAAGCGACAGCGGCCCAGCUGGGGUCAGAACCUGGGCAGCCGGACUCAGGGCCCUGGCACCCAGCGGUGCGCCCUGCAGUGACCCAGGGUGCCUGGAGGUCUGCUAGCUUUGAACCCUUCCUCUCCCUGCUCUCUCGCAAUCUGGUCCACCUCAGAGAGCCGGGCUGCAGUCUCAGGGAUGGGCUCCUCUCCCACCUUCCCCAGAACCUUGCUGUCAUCAGCAGACCAGCCCGGUGCUUGCAGGAAAACAGGCCUUCAAAUGGGUAUUUGCCUUCCCUGUGGCUGGCAGAUGGCUUUCUGUGACCAGAGCCCGUGUUGUGGACAAAUCUGAUUCUGAAAUAGACAAAGGGAAGCUUGGAGCGGGAAGAGGAACAGGACUGGCUUCCUUCCGCAAUCUGGCAAGCCCAGAGAGGGAAAUUAAACCAGCUUUGUCUUGGAUUGAGGCAGCCCCAGUGUUACCUCUUCCUGUGGUGCGGAGCUGCUGACCCCCGCCGGUGAUGGGCCACGUCCUCCCCUGCCCUCCCACACACCGGGACACCUCCUGGCCCUCCAGGCUCGCCAAGAUGCCCAUCGUGGUGGAAGACAUCAUGAAGCUGCUGUGCUCCAUCUCUGGGGAGAGGAAAAUGAAGGCGGCCGUCAAGCACUCUGGGAAGGGCGCCCUGGUCACAGGGGCUGUGGCCUUCAUGGGUGGUCUGGUCGGAGGCCCACCCGGACUAGCUGUUGGGGGGGCUGUCGGGGGUCUACUAGGUGCAUGGAUGACAAGCGGACAAUUUAAGCCGAUUCCUCAGAUCAUAAUGGAGCUGCCGCCCGCUGAGCAGCAAAAGCUCUUUAAUGAAGCCACCGCCAUCCUCAGGCACGUGGACUGGACGGACGCCGUGCAGCUGACCACGCUGGUCAUGGGCAGCGAGGCCCUGAAGCAGCAGCUGCUGGCCAUGCUGGUGAACUACGUCACCAAGGAGCUCCGGGCCGAAGUUCAGUAUGAUGACUAGGUCGCUCCUCCUGGGAAGUGCGGGUGUCAUUUAGAUGAUUCUCGGGACUCACAGGAGGGGACAGGGGAGUUGGGGAAGCCGCACAUCAUCAGUGUGUUACCUUAAAUGGAGUGAAAUCUGCUGGAGAGGCUACUACUAUGCUGUAUCAUGUUCUGGAAAUUAUUUAUGAAGAUGCUGUGUUUUGUGACAACCCUUUCACUGGGAGGCUGGUAGACAGCGAAACCCUGCCUGCCCCAGACAUGGGUGACAGCUUCCUGAAUCCACUGUCACUCAUAUGGGAGCGUAGCAGGAGGCCCUCGUGUUCCGUCUCCUCGCCUGUGAAGAUGAGCCCUGUCCGAAGCACCCGUUACAGGACUGGUUCCUUCCCUGGGGCCCAGGGUCUCAGGACCUGAGAGCUGGCCUGUGCUGGAAUUCACCUUUCCCUCCUGUGCCCCUUCCCUGACCAGUGACUCUGAGUGGCCCCACACAGGGUCAGUCGCCUGUUGAGCGAAGCCACAAACAUCCAGGCCCCCAGCCCUUCUCUAUGUAGCACACCUGGGCUCUCACCCUCCCAGGGGCUUCCUCUCCCCAUUGGACAAGUUGUGGUACUUCUUGAGUUUUGCUUUUAAAAUUAAAUACUUCCAGCCAA
Molecule: messenger RNA, 1811 nt
Organism: Mirounga angustirostris (Northern elephant seal)
Lineage: Eukaryota; Metazoa; Chordata; Mammalia; Carnivora; Phocidae
Gene: CUNH19orf12
Product: chromosome unknown C19orf12 homolog
Exons: 6
Coding region: 692-1183 (163 amino acids)
Source: RefSeq, a predicted model, not a curated record